UAUCGCUAUCAGAUUAAUUGCUCAAGUUCAGAACGGUCAAUUGCCUGAUCUUGCUCAUAUCAACAAUGAUGUUCCACUUCCGCGUUUUGAAGGUGUAUAUAACAAAGUCAAUACGCAAUCAUCAAAUCCGGCAUUGCUCAUUACUAACGAGGAAAGAGAAAGAAAUAAGCGAAUAUUUAACAACCUCAAGCCUACAAAUGGAUUACUUGAUGGCGAAAGUGCUAAAACCGUUUUCCAGAGAUCAAAUUUACCUCUCGAAACACUUGGUCAAAUUUGGUAUCUGGCCGACACAAAAAAAAGAGGCUAUUUAGAUGUGACCGAGUUUAUUAUUGCUAUGUACUUUGUACAAAGGUCCAUGAAUGGUUCUAUUAAAACGCUUCCUAGGAGUCUUCCAGCAGGGUUUUAUGAAAUGGCCGCAGGUGUUCCUGUCAAUGAACCUACGUCGCCGAAUUUCGGUGUUUUCAACGUGACUGAUUCUCCUAGAGCCGAAUUUUCUCCUUUAAUGAGGCACUCCACGUUGCAUUCAACAAAACCAUUAGUUAUUCAAGACGAUACAUGGGACGUCUCAGCUGAAGAAAAGGCAACUUUUGAUCUACACUUUGACACUAUUGACACAACAAAAAAGGGAUUUCUAACAG
Molecule: messenger RNA, 638 nt
Organism: Acaulospora morrowiae
Lineage: Eukaryota; Fungi; Glomeromycota; Glomeromycetes; Diversisporales; Acaulosporaceae
Source: the annotation of a GenBank genome assembly